AUGGUAGAAAUUGUUUCGAAAAAUCUGGUGAAACCAGUGGUAGACGACCGGGAGUACCGCGUUGUCCGAUUGGACAAUGGCUUGGAGGCCCUGCUCAUCCAUGACGCUCAAACGGACAAGGCGUCGGCUGCGUUGGAUGUCAACGUUGGCUCAUUGGCCGACCCAGUCGAAGUGCCUGGGCUGGCUCACUUUCUCGAGCACCUGCUGUUUAUGGGUACCGAGAAGUAUCCAAGCGAAAAUGAGUAUUCUCAGUUCCUCAGCGCCCAUGCUGGCAGCUACAACGCAUACACUUCGGCCGAGCACACCAACUACUAUUUUGACAUUGCUCAUGAACACUUACAUGGAGCCCUCGACAGGUUUGCUCAGUUUUUCAGCUGCCCGUUGUUUUCCGAAAGCUGCAAGGACCGCGAAAUCCUCGCGGUGGACAGCGAAAACAAAAAAAACCUGCAACUCGACGCGUGGCGUCUGCACCAGUUGGAUAAGUCGCUGUCAAACCCGCAGCACCCGUACAAUAGGUUCAGCACCGGCAACUACGAGACAUUGCACACUAUUCCAGAGCAAGCAGGCAUUGAUGUACGCGCCUUGCUCAUUGACUUCCACAAAAAUCAUUACUCGGCCAACAUCAUGAAACUGGUUGUUUUGGGCCGCGAGAGCCUCGAUACUUUACAGCAAUGGGUAGAAACGCUGUUUUCUCCUGUGCUCAAUCAGAACUACCCUCUACCCCACUACUCAAACCUCCCUUACACGGCCAAACAGCUGGGCUCCCUUAUUCGAGCAAGGCCGGUGAUGGACUCACAUCAUUUGGAAUUGACUUUCCCGAUGCCUGACCAACAACAGUAUGUGAGGCAACAACCCAGUCAUUACUAUUCGCAUUUGAUAGGCCAUGAAUCUAAGGGGUCCCUGCUGCAGUAUCUUAAAGACAAAUCCUGGGCGAAUGCAUUGAGCUGCGGGUCAACCAGUGUUUGUGCAGGAACCGAUUUGUUCUUGGUCGACAUUGAACUCACAAAGCUAGGAGCUAAGCAUUGGAAAGAUGUUCUUAAAUCUACGUUCAUGUUUAUUGACCUCGUGCUUUCGCAAGCCCCACAGGAAUGGGUGUUUUCGGAGCUCAAGGCGAUGUCUGAAGCCACGUUCAAGUUCAAGCAAAAGUCAAAACCGUCAGCUACCACGUCGGCGCUGGCUCGCACUAUGCAGCGGCGUUAUGUUCCUCGCGGGGAGCUGUUGAGUACCGGCGUUCUCAAGGAGUUUAACAGGGAGGUGCUCAUGAAUUUCGCCUCUUAUCUUACAGUUGACAACGUGAGAGUAAUGUUGACGUCCCAGAUUCUAGAUGGGCUCGACCAAACUGAAGAGUGGUACGGAACCGAGUAUGCUGUCGACGAUAUCCACGACCUGCUAUCCAGCUUCAAGUCGCUUUCGGCUGACCCCGCUCUCAAGCUCCCCCAGCCAAAUCGUUUGGUUCCCGAGAACUUUUCUUUGAUACCCGCAGGUCCAGGAGAAAAGAAUCUGCUAUGGCCCGUUCUCGUGACCAACCGCCCUGGCCUCAGAGUCUGGCAUAGGCUGGAUAACACUUUUUCCGUUCCUAAGGCCUAUGUGAUGGUCAAACUGACCAAUGCAAAAUGCAGCUCUUCUGCGCUUUCAGCUAUGAAUACUGAAAUGUUUGUCCAGCUAGUAAGUGAUGUGUUGACGGACUUUGCCUACUAUGCCGAGGUUGCCGGUUUGGGUUACGAUUUGGCCACUGCUUCCAAUGGUAUUGAAAUUGGUAUCUACGGAUUUAAUGAGAAGCUUCAUGACCUGGCUGAAGUGAUUGUUCGUGAAUUGCGUAACUCUGAAUUUGAUACCCACCGCUUUGAUGCGAUCAAAGAACGCGUCGACCGCCAGAUUCGGAACUCUUUGUACUCUAUGCCCUUUAGCCAGUUGGGAAUGCGAUCCAAUUACCUUCUCAUGGAUGCCACGUAUUCUGUCGACGAGAAAAUCAAGGCGAUCGGCCAGCUCACUCAGCACUCGCUAAAGGCGUUUAUUGAGGAGGUAGGAGAGCAAUGGGAUGUGGAGGUCAUGGCCGCUGGCAAUCUCGAAGCUGCUUCGGCUAUAGUUUUGGGAAACAACAUUGUGAAGGACCUGCAGUGCAAGGUUGGAAAACGUGAACUUGCCGGCUCGUAUUGGCUUCCUAACCCCAGUGAGUUCUACCACCAUCUUAAACUCGAGGAUGAAAACAACAAGAACUCGGCCAUUGAAUACCGUUUACAGCUAGGUGAAGCAGGUGAUCUGGCGACUCGCGCAAUCGCUCUGGUGUUUGCCCAAAUCAUCCGCGAGCCAGUGUUUGAUCAGCUCCGAACAAAAGAGCAGUUGGGCUACGUUGUGGGCUCUUACUUGUGGCCAAUUCGGACCGUUUUGUGGUUGAGACUGUUUGUUCAGAGCGAGACGCCUACGACAUAUGUUGAACAGCGGAUCGAGGCGUUUUUGAUGAGAGCGCGAUCUCUUAUCGAAAACAUGCCUGCUGAAGAGUACGAAAAACACGUUGCGGUGGUUGUAUCGCAGCAUCUCGAAAAGUUCAAGAAUUUGAAUGAGCAAGCCAGUUAUUACUGGCAUUGUAUAAUGAGCGGCUACUAUAACUUUAACCGGCGGACCGAGAUCGCCAAGUUGGCCCAGGAUGUGAGCAAGCAGCAGGUCUUGCAACUUUACGAUCGGUUCGUGUCAAAGAGCAGUGCAGAAGGCCGGGCUAAGUUUGUGCUGCACCUCGAAGCAGCAAAGCAGUUUGUACCUUCACCCAAGCAGCGCCUUGCCCAAGCAAUUGCUCUUGUCAGUGAUAAGCACAACGUCAAACUAGAUACUGACACAACCAAAAAGGUUCUUGAAACCGACAUGGGCAAGGCAAUCAACGAGCUUGAGGAGCAGCUGAAGAACUGCGGGCUGGAUCCCGCCAAAGCGGUCGAGAUGGGUCGCGAAGUUCAGGAAACUCAAUCGAGCAGCCAAUUGAGUGAGGUUGGCAAGUACCUGGGCAAACCUGUCGUUGAUGCUGCAGGCUUCAAAGCCUCGCUACAGCCGGCCCCUCCGCCAGGCCAUCCGGACUUUAGCCAGUUCGAGGUGGAUGCUGGUGCUAAACUAUAA
Messenger RNA from Wickerhamiella sorbophila, 3102 nucleotides. RefSeq names its product A-factor-processing enzyme. The coding region runs from base 1 to 3102 and encodes 1033 amino acids. Gene Ontology annotation, cellular component: mitochondrion; cytosol. The record is from RefSeq and is a predicted model, not a curated record. Lineage: Eukaryota; Fungi; Ascomycota; Dipodascomycetes; Dipodascales; Trichomonascaceae. Gene Ontology annotation, molecular function: metal ion binding; metalloendopeptidase activity. The transcript has a single exon. Gene Ontology annotation, biological process: peptide catabolic process.